CAUCCUCCGUCUCCGUUACUUCUACUUUCUUUUUGACGUCGACACACCUGCGUAUCAUUUUGCAUCGCAACCUGUCAAUCUCAUCUCGUCUCCCCGAACUACCUCAACACCACACCAAGAGCGCACCUCCCCAACCGCCAAAAUGGGUAAGGAAGUCGGUCACAUCAAUGUCGUCGUCAUUGGACACGUCGACUCCGGCAAGUCGACCACCACUGGUCACUUGAUUUACGAGUGCGGCGGUAUCGACAAGCGAACCAUGGAGAAGUUCCAGAAGGAAGCCGCCGAAAUGGGCAAGGGUUCCUUCAAGUACGCGUGGGUUCUUGACAAGCUGAAGGCCGAGCGUGAGCGUGGUAUCACCAUCGAUAUUGCCCUGUGGAAGUUCAUGACCGAGAACUACCAGGUCACCGUCAUUGACGCUCCUGGUCAUCGUGAUUUCAUCAAGAACAUGAUCACUGGUACCUCGCAGGCUGACUGCGCCAUUCUCAUCAUUGCCGCCGGUACUGGUGAGUUCGAGGCUGGUAUCUCCAAGGAUGGCCAGACCCGUGAGCACGCUCUGCUUGCUUUCACCCUUGGUGUCAAGAAGCUCAUCGUCGCCAUCAACAAGAUGGAUCUUGCCAAGUGGUCCGAGGCCCGAUACAAGGAGAUCAUCAAGGAGACGUCCAGCUUCAUCAAGAAGGUUGGCUACAACCCCAAGAACGUUCCCUUCGUCCCUAUCUCUGGGUACGAGGGUGACAACAUGAUGAAGCCCACUACCAACGCCCCCUGGUACAAGGGAUGGAGUUACCUCGGUUCCGAUGGCAAGCCCAUCACCGGUAUGACUCUGCUCGAGUGCAUUGACAAGCUUGAGCCCCCUACCCGUCCCACCGACAAGGCUCUCCGUCUUCCCCUCCAGGAUGUUUACAAGAUUGGUGGUAUUGGCACGGUGCCCGUCGGUCGUGUUGAGACUGGUGUCAUCAAGGCCGGCAUGAUCGUCACCUUCGCCCCCGCCAACGUCACCACUGAAGUCAAGUCCGUUGAGAUGCACCACACCCUUCUCACUGAGGGUGGCAAGCCCGGUGACAACGUUGGUUUCAACGUGAAGAACGUGUCCGUCAAGGAAAUUCGCCGUGGCAACGUCUGCGGUGAUUCCAAGAACGACCCCCCGUUGGGAGCUGCCUCUUUCAACGCCCAGGUCAUCGUCCUGAACCACCCUGGCCAGAUCGGUGCUGGAUACGCCCCGGUUCUUGACUGCCACACUGCUCACAUCGCCUGCAAGUUCUCUGAGCUUCUGGAGAAGAUUGACCGACGUUCCGGCAAGGUUGUUGAGGCCAGCCCCAAAUUCGUCAAGUCUGGUGAUGCUGCCAUCGUUAAGAUGGUUCCCUCCAAGCCUAUGUGCGUUGAGGCCUUCACUGACUACCCUCCUCUGGGCCGUUUCGCCGUCCGUGAUAUGCGUCAAACCGUCGCUGUCGGUGUCAUCAAGUCCGUUGACAAGGCUGCUGCUACUGCUGGCAAGGUCACUAAGUCCGCUGCCAAGGCCACCAAGAAAUAA
Pseudomassariella vexata is the source of this 1528-nucleotide messenger RNA. Its product is annotated as P-loop containing nucleoside triphosphate hydrolase protein. The record is from RefSeq and is a predicted model, not a curated record. Lineage: Eukaryota; Fungi; Ascomycota; Sordariomycetes; Amphisphaeriales; Pseudomassariaceae. Bases 143 to 1528 code for a protein of 461 amino acids. Gene Ontology annotation, biological process: translational elongation; translation. Gene Ontology annotation, molecular function: GTP binding; translation elongation factor activity; GTPase activity. The transcript has 6 exons.